This is a messenger RNA of Lobosporangium transversale, 914 nucleotides long. RefSeq lists its product as hypothetical. The transcript is spliced from 2 exons. The record is from RefSeq and is a predicted model, not a curated record. Lineage: Eukaryota; Fungi; Mortierellomycota; Mortierellomycetes; Mortierellales; Mortierellaceae. The coding region runs from base 121 to 630 and encodes 169 amino acids.
GUGCAACCACAAAUGUUAUUUUGUACCCACAAGUAUUCGUCAUUGUGUCGGUAAUGCUAACAUUUACACCUCUUUAUUUCCCCCCCUUUUUUCUCUUUUUCGCCAUGGCUCCAUUUCUGAAUGCCCCAUUCUUGGCAUGCAGUCUUUGGCUUGACUUUGCAAACGCGCACAGUCCAACUCAAGCUCACAGAGCAGUGCUCUGUCUUCCUUUUCUCCAUAUUGGCUGCUUCUCACUGUUGUCUCGAUCAAGAGACUAGAGCAAGCAAAUCUUGUGCGUGUCGCGUCGUUGAAUGUGCGUGUGAGCAAUUGUGUAUGCGAGAGGAAAAGGAGAGAAAGCUCUCUGCUCUGUUCGCUCCUCCAAUCCCCGCGCAAUGCCAUGCCUCCUAUUCUGUCUCCCCCAAUUUCAAUUUCACUUCUUCUGUAAUGUGUGUAUUGACUCUGUUCCUGUUGCAACUGCUGUCGUUGCUGUUGUUUAGUUAUCAUUUCUCCUUGUUUCUUCAAAAGAAAACAACCACGUCCCAAAUGAAGAAAAGGGGGAAAGAAAAAAAAAAAAAAAAAGAUUCUUUUGUAAAUACUAAACAAAGGAAAAAAAAAAAAAAAAAAAAAAAAAAAAGAGCAGGGAGAGAAUAAACGUCCUGUCAAGCUACUCACUGGUUCCCAGAACCUUGAGGAAUCCAUUCCUCCUUCUGUCCCUACGCUCAUUCCAUUCCAUUCAGAAAAGAACGGCUCACUCGUCCCUCUCCUUCCCUUUCUAUCUGUCCUUACUAUCCUUAUUAUAAUAAUAAUUAUUUUCAAAUCCGUCCGUCCGUCUUUGCUUUCCCUCACUCACACACUCUUUAUUUCUCCUUCCUCCUCUCCUUUUCUUCUUCACUCUUUUUACUCAUUACGUCUUCCUUCUGCUACGACCCAUUGGA